GUGGCUCAGCUCCCCCAGUGGCUGAGACCCGGGAUUCUCACCUGGGUCCCCUCUCCCCUGCAGGGUCCCCGUAAAUGGCCCCAGUUUCACCUGGGAGAAGAGGACGACGAGAGUGGAGCCCUCGUCCCAGACAAACUUGGCUUCCUGUGUAAGCAGAAGCCGCCCAGGCAUGGAUGCCUGGCAGUGCAAUGGCGUAAACAUCAGAGGGCCGCCGACUGCAAAAAUGGAACAAGAUGCUGCGAAAUUUCACCAAGUACCGCAGCAGUGAGAAGUUCCACCGGAGAAUUGAGAAAGGCAUCCCUGCCCAGGUGCGUGGCAAGGUGUGGGCCAUGAUGCUCUCCGUGGAUACCAGGAAGGCCCAGAACCCUGGCAAAUUCGAGGAGAUGAAGGAACGGGCCAGGUUGUGCUCAGAUCAAGUCCAACAGAUCGAUGAAGAUGUAGCAUGCACGUUCAGAAGUCACAUCAUGUUUCGAGAGCGAUACGGAGCCAAGUGAGGCCUCUGGGCUGGAGGGGCCCUGGGGGAGGGAGGUGCAAGGGUCCUGGGACACAUGGGGUCCUAGGAGAG
Molecule: messenger RNA, 565 nt
Organism: Oryctolagus cuniculus (rabbit)
Lineage: Eukaryota; Metazoa; Chordata; Mammalia; Lagomorpha; Leporidae
Source: RefSeq, a predicted model, not a curated record